Iphiclides podalirius (scarce swallowtail) is the source of this 939-nucleotide messenger RNA. NCBI's taxonomy places the organism in Eukaryota, Metazoa, Arthropoda, Insecta, Lepidoptera, Papilionidae. The record is from the annotation of a GenBank genome assembly.
AUGGGCAAACCAGAAUUUAACAGUCCACGUGGCGGUGGUCGUGGCGGCGGCCGAGGUGGUGGCUUUAGGGGUGGUCGUGGCGGGGGCGGCGGCCGCGGCGGCUUCGGAGGAGGCGGCGGAAAGUUCGAGAAAAGGGGCGGGGGCGGAGGCCGGGGUUUCGGUGGAAGAGGCGGAGGCCGUGGUCGCGGUGGACCCAGCAAACGUGGUGGUGGCGGUUUCAAAGGAGGGAAACAAGUUAUAAUUGAACCACAUAGACAUCCUGGAGUUUUUAUUGCAAGAGGCAAAGAGGACGCUCUGGUCACAAAGAAUUUGGUUCCUGGCUCUGAGGUUUAUGGAGAGAAAAGGAUAUCAGUAGAGACUGAGGGUGAAAAAGUGGAAUACAGAGUCUGGAAUCCAUUCAGGUCAAAAUUGGCAGCCGCUAUCAUGGGCGGUGUUGAUGCAAUACACAUGCCUCCCGGCUCCAGGGUUCUAUAUCUUGGUGCUGCCAGUGGAACAACUGUUAGCCAUGUCUCAGACAUUGUUGGACCUGAAGGUCUCGUGUAUGCGGUGGAGUUCUCUCACAGAUCCGGCCGUGACUUAAUUAAUGUUGCAAAAAAGAGGACAAACAUUAUUCCUAUAAUAGAAGAUGCACGGCAUCCAUUAAAAUACAGAAUGUUAGUGGGCAUGGUUGACACAAUCUUUGCGGAUGUAGCGCAGCCCGAUCAAGCCAGAAUAGUCAGUUUGAAUGCACAGCACUUCUUGAAAAAUGGUGGACAUUUUGUUAUAUCAAUCAAGGCGUCGUGCAUAGAUUCAACGGCGCAACCGGAAGCUGUCUUCUCAGCGGAGGUGAAGAAGUUGCAAGCGGACAAACUAAAACCUCAGGAACAGUUGACGUUGGAACCAUACGAAAGGGACCACGCCGUGGUCGUCGGAAUGUUCAGACCCCCACCUAAGAAAGCG